Pseudogymnoascus verrucosus is the source of this 861-nucleotide messenger RNA. RefSeq lists its product as uncharacterized. Gene Ontology annotation, molecular function: oxidoreductase activity, acting on the CH-OH group of donors, NAD or NADP as acceptor. The transcript is spliced from 4 exons. Bases 1 to 861 code for a protein of 286 amino acids. NCBI's taxonomy places the organism in Eukaryota, Fungi, Ascomycota, Leotiomycetes, Thelebolales, Thelebolaceae. Gene Ontology annotation, cellular component: cytoplasm. The record is from RefSeq and is a predicted model, not a curated record.
AUGACUACGUACGACUUCAAAGACGUUGAAUUGUUGGCCUUAAAGGGUAAAACUAUCCUUGUUACCGGGGCGUCAACUGGCAUAGGACGUGAAACCGUCAAAGUUGCACAUAGAUAUGGAGCAAAUAUUGCAAUUGGCGAUUGGAAUGAUGGAGAGGGAAAGGCAUUGGCAGAGGAACUCGGAGAACGUGUACUUUUCCGAAAAUGUGACGUCUCAAAAUGGGACGAUGUUCUAGAGCUAUUUCAAGAAACUUGGAAGACUUUCGGCAUCAUCAAUGCUGUCCUCUCAAAUGCUGGCGUCACCAACGAGAAUUUUCUUGAGGACGAAAUUGAUCCAGAAACGGGAAAGCUCCUACCUCCCAACGUCAAAACUAUCGAUAUCAACUUAACAGCAACCAUUUACGUCGUCAAGUGUGCUGUUCAUUACUUCAAAAAAUGGCCAGAAACACGCUGCCAGAUUGUCAUGACAGGAUCAGCAGCUAGCUUCAUCGACACCCCACCGUUAUACCUAUACUGUGCUUCUAAAGCUGGUAUUCUAGGCUUUAUGCGAUCCCUUCGAACACAGCUGAUCAAGAAUAAUAAUGUGACUGUGAAUAUGGUAGCCCCAUGGAUGACAAUCACCAGCAUGCUCCCUCAAGCAGUCCGCGAUAAAUGGGGCACGCUCCCAGCAAAUGAACCCUGGGGCGUAGCAUACGCCCUUCUUCUUCCUGUGGUGCGGCCUGAUAUUAAUGGAAAAUCAUUCUUUGUGGCUGGCCAUCAAAUCGUGGACUUUGAGGACAAGCUUCAUGAGACACAACCAGUUUGGAUGGGGGAUCAGUUGAGUAAGGAUGUAGAUGAAGGGCAAAAGAUAAUGAUCCCAUAG